Molecule: messenger RNA, 345 nt
Organism: Penicillium taxi
Lineage: Eukaryota; Fungi; Ascomycota; Eurotiomycetes; Eurotiales; Aspergillaceae
Exons: 2
Coding region: 1-345 (114 amino acids)
Source: RefSeq, a predicted model, not a curated record
AUGCCUAAGAUUAUUACUGUUCUCUGCACCCUGGUAGCUGCCGCAGUGGCAACUAAUCCGACCAUAAGUUAUGGUGGAUCCUUCUAUAAUGAUUGUAGCAGCGUCAGCACCAGUGCCAGCGUCUACGAUGGAUCCUGCGUCAAUAUCGAAAAUUUCCCCCUCAAGUCCUUCAGUGCCUACAUUGCUUCUGGCACUUGUCCUGAUGGAACAUCUGCUGUGUUCAGCACUUAUACUGCCUCUGGUUGUGAUAACUCGACCUUGUAUGAGGCUGUCAGUGUGGACAGUGACAAGCAAUGCUUUGAGGCCGAUGUCACUUUGAUUAGCCUGAGUGCUGCUUGUGUCUAG